Molecule: messenger RNA, 630 nt
Organism: Trypanosoma cruzi
Lineage: Eukaryota; Euglenozoa; Kinetoplastea; Trypanosomatida; Trypanosomatidae
Exons: 1
Coding region: 1-630 (209 amino acids)
Source: RefSeq, a predicted model, not a curated record
AUGGCGGUGACGGUGGAUGAAUGCUUUUGGUUGCACUUUUGUGCGUUGCUGUGGGUGAUCCCUGCGUGGUGUGCGUGUGGCCCAAAAACAAAGUUGUUCGAGGGCUCACCUGUCGGCACGAUGGCCGCAGCGUGUGGCUGCCACUCUGUUCUCUCGGGGAUUAUGCUACGACGCUUUCACGUGUGUGUUGCUUCGGGGACAAUGUGCCGGCGGCUGUGCAAUUGCCGGGUGGAGGGAGAGGAGCGGAAGGAAUUGCGUGAGCGCCGCGGUCAGGAGUCGUGCUGGGUGUCUCGCCGCGGAGGGCCUUGCCCACCCAACCCAGCACCGCCCCUGUCGGGCACCCUCUCUCUAUCACACUGCCGCAUCGUAACCGACGCCACCAGCACGCAGCGAUGCAGCGGAUGCCGCACCGCCACGAGUGCGACCGGAAUGGGACACGUCUGCUGUUGCGUUCCGAGGGGUCACACCGAAUGGCACAGUGGCGUUCCCACAAACUCCUCGCGGACCCCGCACAUGACACCGGGCACUGGCCGCGGAGUGUCUUCGUCGUGGAGGACGCCGUGGUGGAGUUCCUCUUCAUUCCAUGUGGACGGACGCCUGUUUCUACUCUUGUUCCUACCCAUUAGAUGA